AUGUCCUCCUGCACCACUUGCAGCAAGCCAGCCUCCGAGGUCCCCCUGAAGCGGUGUGCCAAGUGUACACUCACCGAAUAUUGUUCCCGCGAGUGCCAAAAACAGGACUGGAAAGCUCACAAGAAGAUCUGCGGCAAGCCAGGCCAGCCAGGGGCCGAAGGACGCCCCUUUGCCAACAGCAUGCAUUCCCAGCCUCACAUGGAGGGUAAGAACUCCUUCGGCCAACUCAACCAAGGUUCCUGGCUGCAUGGCCGCCCGGAAAAAGAAGUCUACAAACUACUCGUCGAUGUAUACCGCCUCCGCGCUGAUGACCAAUACAAAUUUGAAGGAGACGCCGAUGAGGAUGGCCUCUACGGUGGCGCCAGGGACUCCAUCGAACCUUUUCGCCGCUUCCUAAAGGACGUUGAGAGCAAGUCUGAAUUGCUGCCGGCGUGGUGGAAUGAGGAGAAGGCCAAGGCAUGCAUUGAGUUGGGAUCCUCGGGUGGAUGGUCCAGCCUGCGUUCGGCCGUCGAGAAAUCAGAUAUUAUCGACCAUUAUGGCGACGGGUUUCUUCCUAUGCAGAUGCGUAUGUUUGGCGAGUCUGUGUAUGGGCACGCGCCCGGAGCGGCGAGCGGGGCUGGUGCGAGGAUCCAGCAGCUGAUGAUGGCAGGUGGAAGCAUGAUGAUGUAA
Molecule: messenger RNA, 669 nt
Organism: Podospora pseudocomata
Lineage: Eukaryota; Fungi; Ascomycota; Sordariomycetes; Sordariales; Podosporaceae
Exons: 1
Coding region: 1-669 (222 amino acids)
Source: RefSeq, a predicted model, not a curated record